CACAUUUCAUAUUUCAUACACCACCCAAAAACAGUGUAGGAGUUGGACUGAGGUUUCUGCGAAUUUUUUAUUAGGAGGAGCCACAAGCGGAGAGAGAAGAGAAGGUUUCGUCCAAUUUUUGAUUAGUCUUCUCAGCUUUUCGGGCUCCUAAGACAACGUUUAGCUCUAAAAUGGGAGGGACACAAGCGGAGAGAGAAGAGAAGGUGUCUUUGGAACUCAGCGAAGAAAUUCUUCAGAGUAUGGAAGUAGGAAUGGCCUUCAAAGACUAUAAUGGUAGAAUUAGCUCGUUGGACUUUCACAGGGCAUCCAGUUAUCUAGUGACUGCUAGUGAUGAUGAAUCCAUUCGUCUGUAUGAGGUUACCGGUGGAACUUGUUUGAAGACAAUUAAUAGCAAGAAAUAUGGGGUUGACCUGGUUUGCUUCACAUCUCAUCCUACAACUGUCAUCUACUCUUCAAAAAAUGGUUGGGAUGAAUCUUUGCGGCUUCUAUCAUUGCAUGAUAACAAGUAUUUGAGAUAUUUCAAAGGUCACCAUGACAGGGUUGUGUCACUAAGCUUGUGCUCUCGGAAAGACUGCUUUAUAUCUGGAUCUCUAGAUCGAACUGUUUUACUGUGGGAUCAGAGGGCUGAGAAGUGCCAGGGUCUUUUACGAGUACAAGGAAGGCCUGCUAUAUCAUAUGAUGAUCAAGGGCUUGUCUUUGCAAUUGCCUUUGGAGGAUACAUAAGAAUGUUUGAUUCUCGCAAGUAUGAAAAGGGUCCCUUUGAGAUAUUUUCUGUUGGGGGAGAUAUUUCUGAUGCAAAUGUUGUGAAAUUUAGUAAUGAUGGGAGACUCAUGCUUUUAACUACGGCAGAUGGGCAUAUUCAUGUGCUUGACUCAUUUCGUGGCACGCUUUUAUCCACAUAUAAUGUCACACCUGUCUCAUGCAAUUCCACAUUAGAAGCUUCUUUCAGCCCCGAGGGAAUGUUUGUAAUAUCUGGUUCUGGGGAUGGCAGCAUCUAUGCAUGGAGUGUUCGAAGUGGCAAAGAAGUUGCAAGUUGGAGGAGUGCAACUUCUGAUACUGGACCUCCUGUUAUAAAGUGGGCUCCUGGAAGUCUUAUGUUUGCUACUGGAUCAUCCGAGUUGUCAUUCUGGGUUCCAGACUUGUCUAAGUUGGGAUCUUAUGUUGGAAGAAAGUAGGAACAAUGCAUGAUAAAGCUAUUGUUUUCCCAUCAACCCCAUGAAAGAUAAUAUUUUUUUAAAAGAAUUAAUACUAAGUGGAAGAUUUUGCCAUGGUUUGUAAAUAUUCUUCUCUGUAAAGCAAUGGAUUUCAAUGAUCCUCCUAAUAUGUACAAGUUGAAAUAUUUAAAUGUAUAUAUCUUCUUUUUGCCAA
Molecule: messenger RNA, 1368 nt
Organism: Cajanus cajan (pigeon pea)
Lineage: Eukaryota; Viridiplantae; Streptophyta; Magnoliopsida; Fabales; Fabaceae
Product: Transducin/WD40 repeat-like superfamily protein
Cellular component (GO): Set1C/COMPASS complex
Molecular function (GO): protein binding; chromatin binding
Source: RefSeq, a predicted model, not a curated record